GUCUGUUUGCACUGUGACGUCGUUUUGUAAUCCAUUCGCACAUGUCUGUCCGGGACCCUGGCUUAAUAACCCAGGCUUGGGGACAGCUUCCUUUUGUUUGACAAGGUGGUGGGAAAGGAAUGAUGUCGGCAUCUGUCUUGAGUUCAGCAUUAAACGGUUGCGUUCGGAGGCCAGGGCGGGGGGUGUGCUGGCUUUUCAGCCCGAGGCGCCUAUACCGCAGCGAACGGGGAGUUUAUGGCUACAAGCCUGCCCGGAAUGACAGUGGUUUUAAAUUAACAAGAGAAGUCCCAACUCAAGUUGACCAUGGUUUAGUACGGCUGGUAACAGCAUAUCGUGAACAUGGCCACAAAGCUGCUAAAAUCGACCCAUUGAAUCAAGGUGUCAUAGAAAUGAUUCCUGAAAUCCAGGUUUUAACUGAAGCGCUUCAGGGUCACGACCUGUUCAACACAAAAGGAAUGUUGAACUUCUGGAAGGAGGAAGCCACCUUAGAAGAGGUGUUGGCCUAUUUGGAGCAGACUUAUUGUGGGCGCAUAUCAGUUGAGAUCGCCCAACUGGAGACCAUUGUAGAGAGGGAAUGGUUUGCUCAAAGAUUUGAGCAAGCAAAGCAAGAAACAUUAACUCCAGAAGAGAAAAGACAUUUAGCAAAACUGAUGCUGGAGUCUCAGGAAUUUGAUCACUUUUUGGCCACUAAGUUUUCCACCGUGAAACGUUAUGGUGGUGAGGGUGCAGAAAGUAUGAUGGGAUUCUUCCAUGAAUUGUUCCGAAUGGCAGCAUUCAAUGGGGUAACUGACGUGGUGCUGGGAAUGCCUCAUCGAGGGCGACUCAACCUAUUGACUGGACUCCUGCAAUUUCCUCCUGAGGUGAUGUUCCGUAAAAUGCGUGGAUUAAGCGAGUUCCCUGAAAAUUCCCCGAGCAUUGGAGACGUCUUGUCUCACCUCACAUCCUCUCUGGACCUGGACUUUGGUUGUGACCGGCCACUGCAUGUCACCAUGCUGCCUAACCCUUCCCACCUGGAGGCCAUUAACCCAGUCGCUGUCGGGAAAACACGUGGAAGGCAGCAGUCUCGGCAGGAUGGGGAUUAUUCACCAAGUGGCGCAGCGCAGCCAGGAGACAAAGCCAUUUGUGUACAGGUGCACGGUGACGCUUCUUUCCCAGGACAAGGUGUUGUUGCUGAAACCUUCACUCUCGCGAAUCUCCCCCAUUACAGAGUUGGCGGAAGCAUUCAUCUGAUUGUCAACAAUCAGCUGGGCUACACCACUCCCUCUGAGAGAGCCAAAUCCUCACUAUACAACAGUGAUGUUGGUAAGAUGGUUCAUUGUGCAGUGAUUCACGUGAAUGGUGAUGAUGCAGAAGAAGUGAUCCGAGCCACAAGACUUGCUGUUGACUAUCAGCGACAUUUCCGAAAGGAUGUAAUUGUAGACUUACUCUGCUACAGGCAGUGGGGCCACAAUGAACUGGAUGACCCAACCUUCACAAAUCCCACCAUGUACAAAAUUAUCAGAUCCCGUAGAAGUAUUCCAGACUUGUACGUGGAGCAAUUAGUGGCAGAUGGCCUCUUGACUGAGGAGGAAGUUUCCAACAUUAAAACCUCUUAUUAUUCUAAACUAAAUGACCAUUUAACAAACAUGACUUCAUUUUGCCCGACGGCUCCAAACCUCCAGGCUCACUGGAGUGGCUUGGUGGAGCCUUCAAGCAGGAUCAGUACAUGGGACACUGGAAUGCCCGUUGACCUGCUCAAGUAUGUGGGAGCCAAGUCUGUGGAUGUUCCCCAGGAAAUAACCAUGCAUAGUCACCUGAUGAAGACACACGUACAGGCUAGAUUGCAAAAACUGGAAGAGGGCACAAAGUUGGACUGGUCUACAGCAGAAGCACUGGCUAUUGGAACGUUACUUUGUCAAGAUUUUAAUGUCCGCAUAAGUGGACAGGAUGUUGGUCGGGGCACCUUCAGUCAACGACAUGCAAUGGUCGUUUGCCAGGAAACAAGUGACACUUGCAUCCCGCUCAACCAUAUGAAUUCAGAACAAAAAGGAUUUUUUGAGGUCUGCAACAGUCCGUUGUCAGAAGAGGCAGUGCUCGGCUUUGAGUAUGGGAUGAGUAUUGAAAGCCCGAAGCUACUUCUAAUUUGGGAAGCCCAAUUUGGGGACUUUUUCAACGGUGCUCAAAUUAUGUUUGACACAUUUAUCUCUGGAGGUGAGGCGAAGUGGCUGCUACAGAGUGGAAUGGUUAUUCUCCUACCUCAUGGCUAUGAUGGUGCAGGCCCCGAACACUCCUCCUGUCGUUUGGAGCGUUUCCUGCAGAUGUGUGACAGCAAGGAAGAAGGUGUUGAUGGAGAUAAUGUAAAUAUGUUCAUUGUACAUCCGACUACCCCAGCACAGUACUUUCACUUAUUGCGCCGGCAGAUGAUUAGAAACUUUCGUAAACCCCUGAUUGUAGCUUCUCCAAAAAUGCUGCUGCGUCUCCCAGCUGCAGUUUCCAGUUUAGAUGAGAUGGCUCCAGGAACUACUUUUAAACCUGUGAUCGGGGAUUCAUCGGUGGAUCCUAAAACUGUGAGUCGAGUGGUAGUAUGUUCUGGAAAACACUAUUACACUCUGCUUAAACACAGAGAAUCUAUAGGUGAAGCAGGACAGAACACAGCACUCAUCAGGGUAGAAGAGCUCUGUCCUUUCCCACUGGAAGCACUUCAGCAACAAAUGGAUAAAUAUAAAAAUGCAAAAGACUUUUUAUGGAGUCAAGAGGAACCACAGAAUAUGGGCCCAUGGUUUUUUGUAUCCCCGAGGUUUGAAAAACAGUUAGCAUGCAAGUUGAAGUUGGUUAGCCGACCACCUCUUCCAGCACCUGCUGUUGGAAUCGGGACUUUACAUCAGGAGCAAAACCAAGACAUUCUCACCAGAACCUUCUUCUGAAAGAAAUUUGGAAAAGCCUAGAUGUGUUCAACUGUGCCUGAUUCUUGGAGAGGACCUGCAACAUUUUAAUAUAGUUGUGAGGCUUCCAUUGAGCAAAACUGUUUUUCAAACAAAUGUUGCUUUUUUUAAAAAAAGGGACUUUGAUUUAGCUCAAAUCAUGCAAAGUAUUCCAACCUAAUGUAGUUAAAAUAAGAAUUAAAACCCUGAGUUACUUGACAGCUAGGAAUGUAAAAUGAACUGGACUUUUGUAAGCAAAUAUCUGAGGCAUAUUAUAUACAUUAUUCUCAAGUUCCAAAAGCAAGUUUGUUUAUCUUCAGACUGUCUAUAGCUGCUCUACAAUUUCUGGUUUCUAAGGAGUUUUUAUUCAAGAUUUAAUUAACUCUGUUUAAAUUCUGCAGCUACUGUGGCAGGAAAUCACCAAAUCAUUGGUCUAGGCCUCUGGAUUACUAGUCCAGUAACAAUAACCUCUCUCUUAUUGUCCCUUAAUUAUCACCAAUCUAAUAAUAAGGGAGAUGUAUGUCUACAACUGGGGGAAAAAAGUCUGUAAAUCUUGUUUAGAACAUGUGAUGCGGUUGUAAUUCACAAUCAUUUUUAUAUUCGAUAUGUUUGGGUGCUACUUUAUACAACUACAUUGUUUUUUGGUGUUGCCAAUUGUGAAAUGCUGUGAGUAACAAGUAAGCUCAUUAUAUUUGAUGUCCUUUUGCCCCCGCAUGGAUUUAGUUACUUUUAUUGAUGACAAAAGUGUGGAGGUGAGGUUAACAAAGUAAAGAUUGUAAUAAGAUAAAAGCAAAAAACUGUGGAUGCUGGAAAUCGAAAACAAAAACAAAAGU
This is a messenger RNA of Carcharodon carcharias (great white shark), 3733 nucleotides long. RefSeq names its product dehydrogenase E1 and transketolase domain containing 1 (gene dhtkd1). NCBI's taxonomy places the organism in Eukaryota, Metazoa, Chordata, Chondrichthyes, Lamniformes, Lamnidae. Gene Ontology annotation, biological process: tricarboxylic acid cycle. The record is from RefSeq and is a predicted model, not a curated record. The coding region runs from base 120 to 2903 and encodes 927 amino acids. The transcript is spliced from 17 exons. Gene Ontology annotation, molecular function: oxoglutarate dehydrogenase (succinyl-transferring) activity; thiamine pyrophosphate binding.